Molecule: messenger RNA, 1213 nt
Organism: Lolium rigidum
Lineage: Eukaryota; Viridiplantae; Streptophyta; Magnoliopsida; Poales; Poaceae
Exons: 3
Coding region: 1-831 (276 amino acids)
Cellular component (GO): nucleus
Molecular function (GO): polyubiquitin modification-dependent protein binding
Source: RefSeq, a predicted model, not a curated record
AUGGCCGCCACCGACGCCGCGAAGCUCUCCGUCUCCGGCCAGGCCUUCGCGGCGCUCCUCGACUGCUGUGGGAACGCCGCCGGCGACUGCGAUGGUCUGCUCUUCGGCCGCGCCGUCCGCCCACCGCCCCCUCCCCCAUCCUUCUUCGACGACGACGACGGCGCCACCACCUCCUCCGCCCCAACCCUAUCCAUCUCCAUCACCGGCCACGCCUCGCUCGCCCAACCCGCCUCCCUCUCCGACGCCCUCGGCCGUUUCCACCCCUACUCCCCCGGCCGUCCGGACGCCGUCGGCUUCUUCUCCUCCCGCCGCAGCGCGACGCUCCGCCCCUCCAUGCGAGAGGCCGCCGUCGCCCGCUCCCUCUCCAAAUCCCUACCCCGCGCCCAACCCCUCGUGUUCGUCCUCUUGGCCCCCUCCGCCUCCUCCAACCUCUCCACCCACUCGUUCGACUACCGCGCCUUCCUGCUUGUCAAUUCCCUCCUCGUUCCCGCCUCCCUCCAGGUCGUCAACGUGGGUCCUGGCUUUUGGGGCCAGUACCACACCUUCGCGGCGGAGUCGCCAAUGCCGUGGAUGCCUCGGCCGCCGGCAAGGGAUUACGGCCUCGGGGAGAAGAAGGCGAUGGAUCGGAUGACGCAGGGGUUCGGGCCGAGCAGAUUACAGGCGAUGCUGACUUCGGCCAGUGGGUACACAUCCGAGGUGGAGGAGUUGUACUCUGGGAUGCUAAGAAAGCUGGAUGGGCUUGCUCGGGAGACAGAGAACAGCGGUCGUCACGCGCGCCAUCAGGAAUACAAGAACUCAUUGCUAAGGAGACAAAUUGCCAGGCUGAAUUAAGGGCAGAGAUCUUGUCAUCAGCAAGCUGUGUACAGUCUUCAAGGAAGGUCGCAAGAUUUGAAGCCAGGGUCAUUGAACUGUGUUGAGUUGAAGUGUCUGCCUAUUUCUUCCUCUUUUUGACUGGGUCCUCUUUUGGACUUCCACCAUGGUGUGCUUGUUCUUGUGAACAGUUAGAUUCAGGCGGUUCGAAGAUGCAGAAACCAGGAUAGUGACGGUGAAACCAGCUAUAUUUUGCAUGCAAGUAUGAGACUUGGCAUCAUUUUGCAACUGCCCACUUUGGUAGGCACAUGACUAGUGCUCCGUGUUAUGCAGUUCAGCAGAUUCAAGUCUAAUUUAGAUUUGCUUAACCGGUACAGGCUGUAGUGUAUGUGUGCUGUGACUU